AGAGAGCAGCAACGCCAAUCACGUGAAGUAACGAUCAUCUGUUCUUUGGGGAGUGGUUGUGUUGGAGGGUGUUUAGCCCUUAAAAAUUAGUUUUUCCAUCUAUUUGCACUAUUCAAUAACCCAGUAGUAUAUCAGAAAUCGUUUCCUUUCCACAACAAAUAGAAUGAGUGGCAACGAGUAUUGGCUGAUCUCUGCACCAGGGGAUAAAACAUGUCAACAAACAUGGGAAACCCUCAACAAUAUGACUAGCAAACAGAACUCAGUUUCUGUUAAUUACAAGUUUCAUAUUCCUGAUUUAAAGGUGGGUACUUUAGAUCAAUUAGUGGGACUUUCUGAUGACUUGGGCAAAUUGGAUGCUUUUGUGGAGCAAGUGACUCGCAAAGUGGCCGCAUACCUCGGUGAGGUAUUAGAGGACCAGCGGGACAAGCUACACGAAAAUUUGACUGCAAAUAACAGCGAUUUGGCCACUUACUUAACCCGAUUCCAAUGGGAUAUCGCCAAGUAUCCGACCAAGCAGUCACUUCGUAACAUCGCCGACAUUAUAAGUAAACAGGUGGGACAGAUUGAUGCUGACCUGAAAACGAAGAGCAGUGCUUACAACAACUUAAAGGGCAAUCUGCAGAACUUGGAGAAGAAACAAACGGGGAGUCUUUUGACUCGUAACCUGGCGGAUUUGGUGAAGAAGGAGCACUUCAUUCUUGAUUCUGACUAUUUAACUACUUUGCUAGUUAUUGUGCCUAAGCAACAGUUUGCCGAAUGGCAGCACUGUUACGAAAAAUUGACUCCGAUGGUGGUGCCCCGUUCGAGCCAGUUGAUUUGCCAAGAUGGGGAAUACGGUCUUUACUCCGUAACUUUAUUCAAGAAAGUCGUUGACGAGUUUAAAUUGCAUGCACGUGAAAGAAAGUUCAUCGUGAGGGACUUUACGUACAAUGAGGAAGAACUUGCCGCCGGAAAAAAUGAAAUUACUAAGUUGGUUACAGACAAGAAAAAACAGUUUGGACCUCUUGUGAGGUGGCUGAAAGUAAAUUUUAGCGAAUGCUUUUGUGCCUGGAUUCACGUAAAAGCCUUACGAGUGUUUGUAGAGUCUGUUUUAAGAUAUGGUCUUCCAGUCAAUUUUCAAGCGAUUUUACUUCACCCACACAAAAAAAGCAGCAAGCGUUUACGCGAAGUACUUAACCAAUUGUAUGGCCAUUUGGAUAGUAGUGCUUUGCAGGCGUCAUCUGCUCACGAUAGUGUGGACAUUCCUGGAUUAGGUUUUGGCCAGUCAGAAUAUUAUCCAUAUGUUUACUACAAAAUAAACAUCGACAUGGUGGAUUAAGGAGCUUGAUUUGACCAGAGGUAGCUGAUAUUAGUCUUUAGUUUCAAUUGCAAUAUUUUUUAAAAGCUCAUUAGUUAAUUCAUUUAGUGAAAACGGGAGCUCUACUUUCUGGCGAAGAGCAGUCGUUAGUCUUGGAACUACUCCUUUCACAUUAUAAUAGACAAUACGUACAUUUGGAUUUUUUGAUGGAUAGUUACCAAAUUUAUUUCAUCACGAGUAUAUAACAUUCCUUUUCCCUUUAAGUUUUAUUAUUCAUUAGGUUUUAAAGAGAGAAAAAAAUAGGAAAAAGUAUAUUUAAGUCUUAUUAUUGGGUACAGUUUAAUAAAUGUUGUUAUUUUAAGGACAAAAUAGCAGCUAUUUAUUAUCCUUUUUCUUGUUAAAAUGGACAUUUUUAGAGCAUGUUUUUAAAAAGCAGCACAAAUAUAUUUUUAAGUAAUUGUUAUUUAAUCAAAUUUGUUUCUAAUUGUUAUUGCCACUUGCAUUUUUUUUUUUGUUCCUUAUACAACAAUUUGUUAGGUGCGAAAUAAAAAGAAAAUGAGAUAAUAUCGUAUUGCAUUGAAACAGUAUUUUACCGAUUUGUAAAUAAGAUGUAAUAUUUAAAUGUAAAUAAUUACGUAGAUCUUAGUUGGUACGUCAAGGUGAUUCAUGCUCACGAUGUAUAUUUACUCGUUGUUUCAUAUAUUCAUAAUGUAAAGUUUUUAACAAGAUAAAACAAAGUCAUUGUUACAAAUUAAAAUUCUCUUGUAUGAAAAAAAUGAAAAGACGUUGAAUCAAUAAAUGUUUGUUAAUGAAUA
Molecule: messenger RNA, 2112 nt
Organism: Agrilus planipennis (emerald ash borer)
Lineage: Eukaryota; Metazoa; Arthropoda; Insecta; Coleoptera; Buprestidae
Gene: Vha44
Product: V-type proton ATPase subunit C
Exons: 9
Coding region: 164-1318 (384 amino acids)
Biological process (GO): proton transmembrane transport
Cellular component (GO): lysosomal membrane; vacuolar proton-transporting V-type ATPase, V1 domain
Molecular function (GO): proton-transporting ATPase activity, rotational mechanism
Source: RefSeq, a predicted model, not a curated record